Molecule: messenger RNA, 1869 nt
Organism: Daldinia loculata
Lineage: Eukaryota; Fungi; Ascomycota; Sordariomycetes; Xylariales; Hypoxylaceae
Product: Phophatidylserine decarboxylase-domain-containing protein
Exons: 5
Coding region: 517-1869 (450 amino acids)
Biological process (GO): phosphatidylethanolamine biosynthetic process
Cellular component (GO): mitochondrion
Molecular function (GO): phosphatidylserine decarboxylase activity
Source: RefSeq, a predicted model, not a curated record
UCACUUAUGUUGGUUUAAUAAUGUCAACGAUCAGACUUUCGCGAUUGGUUGUAGGUCGUCAUUGAAAGUAGAUACCAAUACGAAGUAUAAAUCGUCAGGCACAGAAGACUACAUCAUCGAUUCCGGAAAUUAGGCGGCUUUCUUACAAAAACCUGUUAAACUACCUUAUUCCACCGAACAAAGCAUUAAGUGACGUCUUGAUUACCUACGAUUUGGAAACCUAAACGUUUAAUCCGGAGCCAAUUCUACUUUAGCUUGGACGUUAGAGGCGCAGGAACCCAAUUCUCUCCUCAUUGGGGGAGAAGGGGGCCUUACUGAUCACCCUGCAGUCUACGUCGAAUCAUUACAUCAUGAUCAAGUCUUCAACUUCACCACAUGCUAGUCUUUCUGAAAUUUGUACCCCGCAUCCCUACAGUAUAUGAGACUAUGGAAGACCAUGGCUCUUGGCAAUUCAGGAACAGUCCUAGAUACUUCGUUAAAGACUUGGCAUUGUGGUUUAAUAUAAUAUAAUUCAAGAUGGUUCACCAACACGGUGACGAACACGAUAUCCCUGAGGAACAUCGUACUCAGAGUCAUGGCGCCUGGCUUCCAGCGGAUCAUCGUGUCCAACACGAAUGGCUCAAGACGCAAAUCGAACACGUCGACAAAGCUCCUCAAAAAGAGCUAAUUCCCGUUCUUCAAGAUUUCAAGGAAUUUAUUGAGGGGAACUCACGCAUCUAUAUGUACUUCAACCAAAUGUGGGAUGAGAUACCGCUCAAGAAGCCGUAUAACAAAGACCCGACUGGUACCAAGAAGCAGAUCCGAGACUACCGGCACAUGCUAGCCGUGCUCAACCACAUCUUCACGCAAGCUCCUCAGUGGACUGAUGCUGCAUUCGGCGUUGGCAUGGUCGGAGUCCCCAUGGUAGGUAUCUUCGACUAUGUGAUGGCUACACCUAGUGGCCAUGCCGCUUUCUUAGAUCCGGAGGUCAAUAAGAUGAUGAAGAAGAUCCUGAAUGAAUGGGGCAAGUUCUUAAAGACACCGAAAUCAGCCGAAGUGCUCGCCUCUCAUAGACAGGGCUGGUUCUCUGAACACGGCCUCAAAGACUUGAUGGAGGUAGCCAACGCACCGCUGAAGACGUCGCACAGGUUCGAGGAUAUGUAUAUCUGCGACCCUUCAGCUAAAUACUACGGCUACACUUCUUGGGACGACUUCUUCACGCGACAGCUGCGCGAGGAUGCACGACCCGUAGCCUCACCGGAUAACGACGACGUAGUAGCCAACGCAUGUGAGUCCAAAGUGUACAACGUGGAACAACACGCCAAGCUGCGCGACCGCUUCUGGAUCAAGAGCCAGCCGUACUCGGUUCUCGACAUGCUAGGCCAUGACCCUCUAGCCGCACAAUUCGACGGCGCAACAGUGUACCAAGCCUUCCUAUCAGCAUUGUCGUACCACCGUUGGCACGCUCCCGUCUCAGGCCGUAUCGUACGUGCUUUUGUGAAGGAUGGAACUUACUUUAGCGAACCGCUAUUUGAAGGCUCUGCAGGUGGUUAUGCCGAGGGCGAAAUCGACACGCGCGGAAUUAGCGUGGCGCAGGGAUACUUGACGGCGCUGGCAACGCGUGCUGUGAUCUUCAUCCAAGCAGACAACCCAGCAAUCGGACUGAUGGCGUUUGUAGGCGUGGGUAUGGACGAGGUCAGCACGUGCGAGAUCACCGUGGGCCAGGGGCAGCAUGUACAGAAGGGCGACCAGAUCGGUAUGUUCCAUUUCGGCGGCUCGUCGCACUGCCUGCUGUUCCGUGCCGGGGUGCCGGUGGACGGGUUCCCAACUCCGAGCCGGAAGGAAAAUGUGCCCGUGAGGAGCCAGGUUGCGGUUAUCAAGCGGAAGUAA